AUGGUGCUCGCCAUAUUUUUACCUGAGCCUACUCAGUCACCACAGAAGCAGCUGGAAGCUGAAGAACGGGCAAGAUCACAGCAGACCUCCUCGCUGGUCUCCUGUCGAAGAGAGCCUCCAGGAUAUGGGUUCAGGAAAAGCUGGAUUCCACACAUGCUAGAGGAUUUUGGAGAUGGAGAUGCUUUCCCAGAAAUCCACGCGGUCCAGUAUCCUCUGGACGUGGGGCAAAGAAACAAAAUGUCGAAUGCACUGGCCAUUCAGUUGGAUCCUGAAGGGAACCUUAAAUGUGAUGCCAUCGUUCUACAUGGAGCGUCCAAAGACAAGGUCAUUUACAGCGAACACACUGACCUGGCUCCAAAGGAGGUUCUGGAUGCAGACGGCCCAGACCUGCGAAGGCCAGGUGAAGAGACCAUUACAGAGAUCACAGAGAAGACAAGGGUGGUCUUGCAGAAGAUAAUAUCAAAGGCUGCCGCCGCCAUGCCAUUUCACAUAGGUGACAAGCUGGCUCCUGCUCAGUAUGUGCGCUACACGCCAUCUCAGCAAGGAGGAGCGUUCAGUUCUGGAGCUAAACAGAGUGUCGUGCGGAUCUCAGAAAUGCAGAAAGACCCAGUGGAGCCUCCAAGAUUCCAGAUGAGUAUGAAAAUUCCUCGUGGACCACCUUCUCCUCCGGCACCUGUCAUGCACUCUCCCACGCGGAAGACGACUGUUAAAGAACAGCAGGAGUGGAAGAUCCCGCCUUGUAUACCCAACUGGAAGAACUCGAAGGGUUAUACGGUCCCAUUGGAGAAACAGGUGGCUGCUGAUGGAGGAGGGUUGCAGCCUACACCUGUAAAUGGAAAGUUUGCCAGACUGGCAGAAGUGGUAUACCUUGCUGAGCGCAAGGCUCGUGAAAAUGUGCAAAUGCGAGCCCAAUUGGAGAAAAAGAAGGCUCAAAGAGAAAAAGAGAAACACGAAGAGAAGCUUCGAGAAAUGGCCCAGCGAGCCAGGGAGAGGAGAGCCGGGAUGAAACCCCAUGGGAAAAAAGAGGACGGAGAGGCCCGAGAAAGGGAUCAAGUCCGCCAUGACAGGCAGAAAGAGAGGCAGCGGGACCGGAACCUUUCCAGGGCAGCGCCCCAGAAGAGGUCAAAGCCACGGAGAAAUGAAAUUCGAGAUAUCAGUGAAGUCAUUGCUCUUGGUGUGGUCAAUUCCGGAACCUCCAAUGAAGUCCAGUAUGACCAAAGGCUCUUCGACCAAUCCAAGGGUAUGGACAGUGGGUUUGCAGGUGGAGAAGACAGAAUUUACAAUGUUUAUGAUCAGGCCUCGAGAGGUGGCAAAGAUGCGGCUCAGAGUAUCUACAGGCCCAGUAAAGGUCUGGACAGGGACAUGGACGCUGAUGACCUCCGGACCAGGUUGAAGACCAACAGAUUCGUUCCCGGGAAGGCGUUCUCUGGUUCAGACAGUAGACAGACAGGCCGAGAAGGACCAGUAAAAUUUGAGCAGGAUCCUUUUGGUUUGGACAAGUUCUUGGCAGAAGCAAAACAGCAUGGCGGUUCUAAAAGACCCUGGGAGAGCAGUCACCCCAAGGAACUGGGCCAGGAAGGCAAGAAGCCGAGGAAGGGGUAG
This is a messenger RNA of Mus caroli (Ryukyu mouse), 1602 nucleotides long. RefSeq names its product SNW domain-containing protein 1-like. Gene Ontology annotation, cellular component: spliceosomal complex. Gene Ontology annotation, biological process: mRNA splicing, via spliceosome. NCBI's taxonomy places the organism in Eukaryota, Metazoa, Chordata, Mammalia, Rodentia, Muridae. The record is from RefSeq and is a predicted model, not a curated record.